AUGACCAGCUGCCUGCCAGGUCGCCAUCCGCAAGCCCAAGCACAUCAAGGAUUCUACGAUGCCUUUCUGGCCUCAGUGUGCGACAUCAACCAAAAGCUUAUGCCCCAGUUGAGGGAUUUGUCACGCCCAAAGCGGCUGAUGAUUGUUGGCCACAGCAUUGGUGGGGCCAUUGCUAUGGGAGCCUUAGGUUAUUUGCUGCAAACGUACGACUUCGCAUCGUCACCGCAUCGCAUCCUCUUCGUGAGCACCGGGCAACCACGCUUUGGCGAUGAGGUCUUUGCAACGACGUUGGACAAGCAACUGGCUUCUCUGAAACGCACUGGAAAGUGCUGCGCCGUGCGCUUGGUGAAUGACUGCGAUGCGGUGCCCACGGUUCCCCAAAAAAGCCAUGGAGGCUACCGCCAUGCCGCGAAGCUCUGUCUCUUGACCUCGGAAGGUGACUUGCUCAUCGGCCCUGAGAUUGAAGAGCGUGACAUGGGAAGCCUGGCGGAGAACGUGGACGAGCACCGCACAGAGCACUGGAUGAAUUGGAGUUCGACGGUGUUUCGAAGUGGUGCCAAGGUUACCAACGGCCAAGUUACGAACUUUCCAGCCAAUGGUGAUUUAAUGGAAUUUCAUGGAAUUUAA
Messenger RNA from Cladocopium goreaui, 627 nucleotides. The record is from the annotation of a GenBank genome assembly. Lineage: Eukaryota; Dinophyceae; Suessiales; Symbiodiniaceae.